CGGCGGCGAUGGCUAUCAGUUGGCCGUGAGCCGUCAAGUGAGUCUGAGUUUGUGGUUGGUGUAUGUAGCUUUGCAGCAUCACGAGAAGCGAUCGAUUCUACGGAGCUGCGCUGUCUCGCACAUCGCUCUUCUCUGUUCAGAGCGUUUCGUCUCGGAGCAUGUCUUCGCGUAGACAGCGAGAGGCGAUCGAUCUACCACUCUCGUCGUGUCGAGAGACGUUAAAAUAAUCUCGGGGUAAGAUAAAUUAAGUUUGAAACGUAAAACAAUUGGGAGAUAUAGGAAGACGGUGACAAUUGUUAGGCACCCACAUGAUUAAGGAUCGGAGGUGCCGAUUCGAUACAAGGCUCUCAUAUGAGAUUCUGCAUCAGUGACAGGAGCUCGCCUCGUCGUACAAAAGUGAGAGAGAGAGAGAGAGAGAGAGAGAGGGGGGAGGAAACCGAUCAAUGUUCACGUGACAAUCAACAACGCGAAGUGAAGUUGCCGCGAAAGGGUGCGCGAACAACGGCCAUAUUCAAGGCGAGCCCGUUGUCGCUCCCGGUAAACGCAGAGUCGCAAAAACAGUCUCGUGAUUAUUCAUCGGGAUAGAACGCGGAACGUGGUAAAAGAGAACAAGGUAGGAAAACGACGAGAACGAGGAAGUGCAGCAUUUAAGUUCUUUUCAAUACAAUACGGUGACAGCGAUCCCUUCCAUCAUCUCAUCGAGAUGGAGUUCAAGUUCAACGUAAAUAAACUCUUGCCUAGAAAGAUCAACAAGGUCACGCACAAUCUGGUGCCGGAAGACUUCAAAGGUGAUCGGCGUGAAUUGAACGAAUGUCAAAGAUUAUUGAGCAGAAUAUUGGACGAUAUGGGUGAGGCAUCAGCAAGAGCUCAAGGACUCAACAAGCCAAUUACUAGCGCCCUUAAACUCCGAGACACAGAUCACAUGAUUUAUUUGCUAGUAGAUAAUGAAGGGAACAAUGGGCUCGGUAGUGUGGUGGGAUUACUGAAAACAGGAUCGAAAAAUUUGUUUCUGUUUGAUGAAAUGGGAGAGCAUUAUCAGCUGCAGGCGAGAUGUAUCUUGGAUUUCUACGUGCACGAGUCGCGACAGCGUAUGGGUUUGGGCAAUAUUCUCUAUCAGCACAUGUUAUCUGAGGAAAACAUUAGGCCAGUGAAAUUGGCAAUUGAUCGACCAUCGGAGAAGUUCUUAGCUUUUCUACGCAAAUACUACGGACUCUCAAAGAUUAUUCCACAGAAUAAUAAAUUUGUCGUCUUUGAAGGAUUCUUUGAUGACGAGAGUCGAGAUGUAAGAAGCAAUAGAUACAGUUUACCUCCAAGAGUGAACUUGGACGAUGAUACGCCGGGUAAUAAUGACAGUUACGGAAGGAACGGUGCUAGUUUCACCGGGGUACCAUACGUUUCGCGUAGUUCAUUCGGUAGAUACGCUGCGGCGCGGCCGCCCUGCUCCAUGGCAAAUAUAAUCCAUAACACAGCGAUGCUUGGUCAAUCAGCCGAGCAUACUGGCAAUAGCAACAAUGGCAAUGUAUCGCCGCUUCCACCAUUGAAACUGGAGCGACCGCGUUCCUUGAGCCUCUAUUCUGAAGAGGAGCAGAAGCAACGUAGUCUCGAGAUGAACACCGUUCCGACGCCUGUCGUGCCGGAUAAUCAAACCAAGUCGUUCGUCCCUGUUCUGUUGGAAGCUGAAAAAACGGAAAAAAAUGUGAAACCGUCACCGUCAUGCAGUCAGGAAGUGGCCACUGGCACUAAUCAACACGGCCACUUGGAUCUUAAGUUCUACCAUUCCCCUUUAUGGUGAAACAAUUUGGCUGAUACACAGUUUUCUUCGUUUUUUUUUUAAUUUAGGAAUAAUUCAACCAUGCAAAGUUAACGCUAAAUUUCCUUUUCUUUGUACGUAAAUAGGAUUAUAAAUCUAGGAGCAAAAAGUAAAUAGUUGCUAAUUCACAGUUGAAGCACUGAGAUAAAUAAUUUUUAAUUUAUAACUUUUCUAUUUCCU
Messenger RNA from Trachymyrmex septentrionalis, 1990 nucleotides. RefSeq names its product alpha-tubulin N-acetyltransferase-like. NCBI's taxonomy places the organism in Eukaryota, Metazoa, Arthropoda, Insecta, Hymenoptera, Formicidae. The record is from RefSeq and is a predicted model, not a curated record. The transcript is spliced from 9 exons. Gene Ontology annotation, biological process: alpha-tubulin acetylation. Gene Ontology annotation, molecular function: tubulin N-acetyltransferase activity. Bases 704 to 1792 code for a protein of 362 amino acids. Gene Ontology annotation, cellular component: microtubule.